CUGACCCACACACAUCAUGGGCUGGUAACAAACAUAAGGACAUCCUAGGGCUUGAUUUGCUCUUUUGACAGCCUAGCCUUGUUUUUUCCCUUCCUGCAGGUACUUGGUCCUCAGCUGGAAGUGUAUCGUUUUUUUUUCCUAUGCCACUUUAAGCAACAGGUGACUUUUUCUUUUUUUUCCUUCCUUGUAGGGGGCCCUGGCCCAAGCGCAAGUUUUAUUGGGACUCUAACAGGAAAGGCACAGAAAGACACUGUGGUGCUUUUGAUUGGAAAACUAUUCCAGACUGGGGAAUUGACUCUGUGCUUUCAGCCUGUUAGUGCAUGAGAGAGAUGGAAGCACGGUCCUCCACCACGACUACCAUAGUCGAGCUCAAGAAUGACGUGAGCACACAUCCCACACGUUCAUCCAAACGCACCUUAACGGAUGACCUUCACACCACAUUCAGCUCCCCUGUGGCCUGGAUCCUCGUGCUGGCUCUCGUUGUAACCUGGUCAGCAGUGGCCCUCAUUAUGUUUGACCUGCUCGACAGCAAGGAUCUUGAAGGACCUCAGCCACACCGUGUCAGGAAAACAUUAAAGGAAGCAGGCAGCCUUAGAGGAGGUAUUCAGCACAUCAGCCCUGAUCCCAUGAAGGCGGUGAGUGAAGCCAUGGACGACUCUGCCCAUUGGAUAACGUCAACCUUGAGUUUUAUGACUAAUUUGCUAGCACCGGAAGAGGAGGAAGCGGAAGGUGAGCGUCAUUUUGUGAGGAAAAAAGGAGAGUUCUUGCCACCGAGGAAAAAGGUUGCAGAGAUAUGGGCCAAGGAGAUGUUAGAAGAGGAAGGGGAGUAUGAGGAGGAGGAAGAUGAAGAUGAGGUGCUUGCCGUUGAAGAGGAGCAGGAGGAGGAAGAAGAAGAAGAGUAUGAGGAUGAAGAAGGCGAAGAAGAAGAGGAAGAAGAAAGUGAUGAGGAGAUGGAAGAGGAGGAAGAAGAGGAGGAUGGAGAAGAAGAAGAGGAGGAGGAAUUAGUAAAGGAAGCGGUGGUGGAGGAAGAGGGAAAAGAAGAAGAGGAAGCUGAUGCUGAGGAAGAAAAGGAAGAUGAAGAGGAGGAAGCAGCAGCAGAAGCUGUGCAGAAGGAGGAAAAAGAAAAGAAGGAAGAGGAAGCUGAUGCAGAGGAAGAAAAGGAAGAUGAAGAGGAGGAUGCAGCAGCAGAAGCUGUGCAGGAGAAGGAAAAUGAGGAAGAUGAAGCUGAUGCUGAGGAAGAAAAGGAAGAUGAAGAGGAUGAAGCAGAAGCUGUGCAGAAGGAGGAGGAAAAAGAAAAGGUAAAGGAGGAAGAGGAAGCUGAUGCUGAGGAGGAAGAGGAACAUGAAGAGGAGGAAGCAGAAGCUGUGCAGAAGGAGGAGGAAAAAGAAAAGGAGGAAGAGGAAGCUGAUGCUGAGGAGGAAGAGGAACAUGAAGAGGAGGAAGCAGAAGCUGUGCAGAAGGAGGAGGAAAAAGAAAAGGAGGAAGAGGAAGCUGAUGCUGAGGAGGAAGAGGAACAUGAACAUGAAGAGGAAGCUGCUGCUGCUCCUGCUGUCGAAAAGAAAGAUACUUCGAUCCCUGCUGAACCUGAUGAGGAGAAAGAAGAAACUGCAGAACAAAUCACUCCUAAAGAAACUGAUGAUGAGGUGGAGGACAAAACUGAUGUAGAUAAAGAACCACCUGAGGAAGAAGAUGGAAAAGAAGGUACUCCUGCUGAUGGUAAAGAUGAUGACCAAAAAGAUGACCAGAGUGAGGAGAAAGAUGAUGACGGUGAGGUCCAAGAGGCUGAUAUCGCCAUUGCUCUUGGUAUUAUAGCUGAUGCUGGUGCUACAGUCACUGAUGUUGAAGUGCAAGAAACUGACAUAACAACCCUGAAAGAAGAGGAGAAAGAUGAAAAGGAUGAAAGCGCAGAGGAAGUGGAAAUUGCUGAAAAAGCACCAGAACCAGAACCGGUCCCUAAAGCGGCAGUCGAGGAACUGAAAAAAAAAGAAGCAGAGGAACCUGUGGCAGAGGCUGAAAAAGAAGACAAACAAAAAGAGGCCUCUACCUGUCCUUGUAUGCAUUCAGUAAUACAUAAAGAGCCUCAAAAAGCCCAAGACACUGAACCAAAGGAAGAAAAAGUGUUAUAGAAGUGACUGAAGAGGUGGACGUACUAUAAAUUUAUGAAGACACGCA
Molecule: messenger RNA, 2172 nt
Organism: Sinocyclocheilus grahami
Lineage: Eukaryota; Metazoa; Chordata; Actinopteri; Cypriniformes; Cyprinidae
Product: triadin-like
Exons: 11
Coding region: 321-2126 (601 amino acids)
Cellular component (GO): membrane; sarcoplasmic reticulum
Molecular function (GO): signaling receptor binding
Source: RefSeq, a predicted model, not a curated record